GGAUGAAGGGGGACGUGAAGCUGGCAUAGUACGUCAUCUUCGCCGCUGCCUGUGGACUACACCUGGCUAUCCUGGUCCUGAGUCUAGAGCUGUGCCAGGCAGGUGUGGCAUUGGCCAUGGACUUCUGGUUGGCAGAUUGGUCAGCUAGCCACGUUGGUGGCAACAUUGAUGCGUGGAAUCUUACAGAGGCGAAUGCCAACUACACUCAGGGAAACUUAUCACAGCCAAUGGACGUUCCGGACACAACAGGGUACUACAUUACAGGAUACACGGGUCUGUCUGUGGGCGCCAUUGUCCUGACAGCUGCGGCUGUGGCUGCCGCCAUCCUGACCAGUCUGAGGGGAGCCAGGGUCAUGCACGACAGGAUGGUACACAACAUCGUCAGGGCGCCGCUGAGGUUCUUCGACACUACCCCUACCGGCCGUAUACUGAACCGCAUGGCAGGAGAUCAAGGCUCCCUGGACAAUAACCUACCCGGCAACAUGGAACUCUUCCUUAGGUCUGGCUUGAAGAUCGUGUCAGCCAUUGUCGCCGUUGCUGUGAUCACCCCGUACUUCCUUAUCGGCAUGAUUCCCAUCAUCGUCUUCUACUACUUCAUGCAGAAAAUCUAUCGUGCUACAGCUAGAGAACUGAAGAGGAUCAACCUCAUGAAGGAGUCUCCAGUGUACAGUCAGCUGUCACAGUCUUUUGGCGGACUUUCUACUAUACGGGCCUACAGAGCAGAAGAGAGAUUUACGAAACAGAUGAUGGAGAGAUUGAACGACUCCUUUGUCCCACUUUUGUACUCGAUGGGGGCGGAAGGCUGGAUGGGGGUGCGACUGGUGUGUGCGGGCGCUGUUAUAAUUUUCGUUGCGGGCCUGUCGUCUGUAGUCGCGGGGCUACAUGGACUGGUGUCACCUGCAUGGGUCGGACUCGCUAUAUCAUACGCCAUCCGGAUGCAGGUACAGAUGUUUUCUGUGGUGAGUGCCUUUGCCAAGGUUGAAGCAAAUAUGACAAGUGUAGAGAGGGUGGAGAACUACUCAAGAGUGCCGGGAGAGAUUUACGAACGCAUAUCAGGUAACACCAUCCCUCCCGAAGAAUGGCCGGCGUCUGGUACAGUUCAGUUAGAGAGCGUGUCUGCCCGGUAUGACCAGACUCUGGACCCUGUUCUCACCAUGGUAACGGCUAACAUCAGGGCAGGGGAGAAGGUGGGCAUCUGUGGCAGGACAGGCAGUGGGAAGUCUUCUCUCACUCUGACUCUCUUCAGGAUGAUUGACAUGUUUGAAGGUGUGAUAUCCAUAGAUGGAGUGGACAUUAGUCGUGUGCCCUUGACCUUGCUGAGGUCACGCCUGUCGAUCAUCCCUCAGGACCCCGUGCUGUUCAGUGGCACCAUCAGGUUUAAUCUCGACCCUGAAGAAGAUAGUGAUGAUGACGAGCUAUGGAGGGCCUUGGAGAUUGCACAGCUCAAGGAUGUUGUUACAGACCUGCCCAGUAAAUUGGAUGAGAUGGUAACAGAAGGUGGAGAAAACUUCAGUGUUGGUCAGAGACAGCUGUUCUGCCUGGCCCGAGCGUUUGUCCGGAAAUCUCGGAUCCUCAUCAUGGACGAGGCCACAGCUUCUGUUGACAUGGAAACGGAUGCUAUUCUGCAGGAUGUUAUAAAGGUGGCCUUUGGAGACAGAACGGUUAUAACGGUUGCUCACCGGAUAGCGACCAUCCUAAACUCUGACCGGAUCCUGGUUCUGGACCAGGGAAAACUGGUGGAGAACGACUCACCAGACAACCUACUGAAGAAACCAGACGGCCUCUUCACUGCCAUGGUCAAGGCUAACAAGUAACGACUCACCAGACAACCUGCUGAAGAAACCAGACGGACUGUUCACUGCCAUGGUCAAGGCUAACAAGUAACAACUCACCAGACAACCUACUGAAGAAACCAGACGGACUGUUCACCGCCAUGGUCAAGGCUAACACUAGUAACGACUCACCAGACAACCUCCUGAAGAAACCAGACGGACUGUUCACUGCCAUGGUCAAGGCUAACACGUACCGUACAUGGAAUCACCACCCAGGACCCAUACUCUACCAUUCCAAUCAAUUUUCAUCAAUCGUUUGUGUAAUCAUCUUAGAUAAUCAAUGUAUUCAAACAUAUUCCAAGCAUCUGUAUAUAGGAAGACAUUGACAAAUGUCAUUUCAGUCAGCUUAAUAGUUAAUAGGCCAAGGCUAACAAGUAAUGUCAAUGGGUUUUGUCACACUAAGGACACAUACUGCACAUUUCCAGCUGUUUUGGAUCCAUUAUUCGCUUGAGAUAAAGCUUAAGUUAGCUGUCAUAUAUUCAAAAUGAAAACAUCCCCUUAUGUCGUUAAGUUCUUGUGCGUAGUGUCAUAGUUUGGAUAGACUGGCUGGCAGAGAGAUUCAAAAUUAUUCAAAGCAUCUGUAAUGGCAGACAUCGACAAGUAUUCGUGCACUAAACCUCAUAGCCAUUGUCAGGGCUAACAUGGUAAUGCUAAUGCUAACAGGCUAAUAGUAUUUCCAUUGUUCCCAGUAGCACUGCUGAGCUGAAGGAAACAACAACUAGCUAAUAUGCUUGAAGCCUUAGUCUGUGUACCAAGUAACGCGCACUCAGAACAAUGCAUCUAGCUAUAACAUUCUAAUUAUUAUUGACCCAUCAUCCAACGGUAACCAACCAACAUGACUCAUUAUAUUUAUACAUCCACCCUUCAACCAAGCAUUCUUUGAAGGAAACAAUAAUUUGCUCCUAAAGGCUCCGUCUGUGUAUUAGAAGAGUUAAACAUUAGAGAAGAACGAGGACGGCAUAGACUGAUUGCACAUUAAAGUGAUAUAAUCUAACAAGUAAUAUCCAUGGUUCCUAUCCAUACUAGACUAAAGGUAGAAACAAAUAGUAGAAUUAUAUUAUUUCAACAUUAACAUAUGAUGGGCAUGUAUGUAUCAAUCGACCUGUUGAAAUCAGGCAGUUCAGAUGGGUGCCUGAUGUAAUGGUAAAGAAUAAGAAGGAACUGGAAGAGAUUUAAUCAUCUGCACUGCAGUACAAACUGCCCGAUGUUUCCACACUUCCGAUGAGGAAAGCUACAGCUACAUUUGAAUUAGUUACAGCAUUAUUCUAAUAUACACAUGAAGUGAAUAUAGUGCAAUUUGCAAGUACAUGACAGACGCUUAGCAUAUGUUAAAAUUGGUGGUUAUUACAUGUAUUACUAUUUCUAAAGGAGCCAACUUGAAUUGUACUGUUGGCUAUAUCUAGACAGAUUGAGACUGACUUCUUUAUUGGCUGCAGAAGAAGAUUGCCAAGCAUAUGAUACACCACAUUAAAUGGAAAAAGCGGUUGAUCUGCUCAU
Messenger RNA from Branchiostoma floridae (Florida lancelet), 3329 nucleotides. RefSeq names its product ATP-binding cassette sub-family C member 8-like. Lineage: Eukaryota; Metazoa; Chordata; Leptocardii; Amphioxiformes; Branchiostomatidae. Gene Ontology annotation, biological process: transmembrane transport. The transcript has 17 exons. The coding region runs from base 117 to 1814 and encodes 565 amino acids. Gene Ontology annotation, cellular component: membrane. The record is from RefSeq and is a predicted model, not a curated record. Gene Ontology annotation, molecular function: ATP hydrolysis activity; ATP binding; ABC-type transporter activity.